Molecule: messenger RNA, 471 nt
Organism: Nematocida minor
Lineage: Eukaryota; Fungi; Microsporidia
Product: V-type H+-transporting ATPase 16kDa proteolipid subunit
Exons: 1
Coding region: 1-471 (156 amino acids)
Biological process (GO): proton transmembrane transport
Cellular component (GO): proton-transporting V-type ATPase, V0 domain
Molecular function (GO): proton-transporting ATPase activity, rotational mechanism
Source: RefSeq, a predicted model, not a curated record
AUGGAGAAGAACUUAGAGCUGAAUACACAGGCCAUUCCUUUCGUCAUAGGAACAUUUAGCGUUGUGUUUAUGCUGGCGCUCAGUGCGAUAGGUGCCACAGUGGGAUCAGUUAAGUCUGCCUCUUCUGCUGCUGUUGUCUCAAACAGAGGAGUCGAUCUGAUUACCAAGUCGUAUCUUCCUGUGCUCUUUGCAUCUGCGGGCUUUAUGUAUUCGAUUAUUGUCACGUUCCUGUCUCUUCCGAAGCUGCAGGAGAAUAUGACCAUAGACACGGCGUGGAAGGUGAUGAGUGCGUGUUUUAUCUACGGAAUAGGCUCGCUGUUCUCUGGGCUGGCCAUAGGAGAAGCCAAUAAGCAUGCGAUUGUCCGGCUAAGCGAAAACAGAAAAGUGUUUCUGUCGAUGAUCAUCAUAAACUCAACCAUUGAGCUGCCAGCCGUGUUCUCUCUUAUCUGUUCAGUAAUAAUUUUAUCAUAA